CUGCUCUUCUUCUCCUUUCUUCCCGCUGCAGCCACCCGAAGAAAAAAAAAAGGGAAACCCAGCCAUGCCUUGGAAAAUUGGUAAGGAAGCUUGGUAUUUUCCCCUUCCUUUCUUGCUCUAGAACACACCUAGAACCCAGAAAUCUUUCCCCCCCUGCUGGAAAAGCCAGAUCUGCCCUGCUUUGCUCUGUCCUUCCGCCGGCUGCUCCUGCUUUGUGGGGGUGAUUUGCUCCGGUUUUGGGUAAGAAACAGCUACCAAUCCCUCUGUUCUUGCUUGAAUUAACUUGGGUCUACCUUAAUUGCUCUUGGUUCUCCAUUUUUGGGUAGAUUUCCGUGAGUUCCUUGCAGCUUGCCGCCGGCCUCUUUCCCCCUACAGCUCCGGUUCUUGCUGGAAAAUUAUGGUUCUUGAUCAUCCUGUCAGUUUAGCACUGAGAUUGAGUGCUCGGUUUUAUGCGAGUGAGGAUAUGAAAUCGAGGACGGGGAAACCAUGGGAAGUGACGAGUUAGAAGGCUAGCCAUAUUGUAAUUGGAUAUAAAUUUUAGAUAUGAAUCAUGAUCUUGUAUUUGGAGAUUUUAUGAUACGAGAGAGAAUUUUAAAGAUUUGAUCUUCAGAUAAAGUGGUAUCAGAGUGGUAUGAUAAGUUCCGAGCCUUGUGCACUUAUGGGACUCGUCUCACGAGUGUACGGCGUCUGUCGCGCCUCGAAUUUGGGUUUUGGGGCGUGACAUUUAGAAUAAAAGUGGGAUAUAAAU
Molecule: messenger RNA, 748 nt
Organism: Rubroshorea leprosula
Lineage: Eukaryota; Viridiplantae; Streptophyta; Magnoliopsida; Malvales; Dipterocarpaceae
Source: the annotation of a GenBank genome assembly